GAGGAUUGCUUGAACCCAGGAGUUGAAAGCUGUAGUGAGCUAUGAUAGCACGGCUGUACUCCAGCCUAGGUGACAGAGCAAGACCUUGUCUCUAAAACAAACAAACAAACAAAAACUGUAGAUUUUGUAGCAUAUUAGAAACAGCUGAAAAGUGGGUUAUUAAUAAAAAGGUGAAGAAAUAAACCCAAGUUAAAUAUGGACAGACAAGAAAAAUAUGAAAGUGGGACAGAGACAGUGAGGAUAAAGCGAGAUGGUCUAACACCUAUGUUAUAUUCUAGGAGUUCAUUAUUCUAUAAAUAUAUAUUUUUAGCAAAUACUGUAUCAGACACUUUGCAAAGUGCUGGAGAAGAGUAAGACAAGAGGGUUUCCUGUUUCCUGAGUGGAUUCUGGAAUAACACUGGGCCAUCCAGUUGAGGCAGACUGCCUUCAGGCUGGGCGUGGUUGCUCAUGCCUGCAAUCCCAGCACUUUGGGAGGCCAAGGGGGGAAGAUCGUUUGAGUCCAGAAGUUGGAGACCAGACUGGGCAGCAUAGAGAGACCCCCUCUCUGCAAAAAAAUUGAAAAAAAGUCCCAGGAGACUGAGGUGGGAGGAAUGCUUGAACUCAGGGCUUCGAGGUUGCAGUGAGCUGUGAUCUCACCACUGCGCUCCAUCCUAGCACAGAGAACGAGACUUCUCUCUCAAAAAACAAAAACAAAAACAGACAAAAAACCCCCACAAAAAACAGCUCUGAUGCUGGUUCCUCCAGGAAGCCUUCCCUGACUACACACACACACACACACACACACACACACGCACACUACUCGGGGUCAGGCACCUCUUAUGUGAGCCCAUAAGACCCAGUGCACCCUCUAUCUCCUCUGCCCCUAUGGCCAGCGUGAAAGGGACCAGGACAGCAGGGACCAGGGCUGCAAAACAACUCCUGAACUAACUUAGGCAAACAAUUCCAGGAAUCUAGAAAGCAGAACAGACCGGGUGAGCAGACCAGGAAAACAAGCCCUACCCCUACCCUACCCCUACCCUGCAAGCCCCUGAUAAACGUCAUCAGUGUUUCAAAAUGUAACCGAAAUACCAGAAAUGGCGGGAACCGAUCAUAAUCAGCCAAAUCACCUUGUUCAAAUGUCAGCCAAUCCUAAGUCUGAUAUGUACAAAAUCCCCUAUGACUCUGUACCUGUUUACCCCUGACCAUAAAAAUGCUGUCUGGAGCCCAGUUAAGGAACUUUCCCACUCGUCUCAUGACUAGUGAGGAAGUUCCAGGUUCGAACCUGUAAUAAAGAUCUUUGCCGCUUGGCUUUGACUCCGGACUCUGGUGGUCUUCUCUGGGGAAUAAGCGGUCUGGGCAUAACAUCUGGGGGCUCGUCCGGGAUUUCCCCCAAGCCCACCACACCCCAUGUCAAGGGAUCCUGAUCUGUAAGUAAGCCGGCUCUGUCUCUGUCUAGUUCCCUGAAAAUCUCGCGAGAUCUGUAGUCUGUAUUGCAGGUGGCACAGUCUUGGCGGACACGCUAAAAGACAGCCACCGGGGACUGGCGGGAGACGUCCCCCGGUGCCCAUCUGGGGGCCUCCACAUGUGGUUGUCCCGUCUGACUCUGGUUGGAAAUUAAGUCUGACACGCGCUUGCGAAUGUUUGCUGUUCAUCAUUGUUUGUCUGUCGUUGUUAAGUGUUAAGUCUAAACCUCUUCUUCCUUCCCAGGACUUGCCUGAUAUUUACCUCCACUGAACACUUAUUUUUGUUCCCCCCUUCUCCCUGUAGGAACAGCCUGAGAAUGGGCGGCACCCAGAGCACGCCGCUCUCCCUCUUUGUUAAUAACUUCAAAGAUGUUAAGGCUCGGGGACAUGACCUAAGUGUAGAACUCAAAAAAGGAAAGCUAGUUACCUUCUGCCGCUCGGAGUGGCCCACCUUUGGCGUAGGAUGGCCCUCUGAAGGAACUUUCUGUCUCUCUAUAAUUACUAAGACAGUGUCAUGUUUACUCACCAGCCGACUUGGGACGACUGCCAACAACUCCUCUGAAUCCUGUUUACCACGGAGGAGCGGGAAAGAAUCCAGGUUGAGGCCAGAAAGCUGGUUCCAGGAGAUGACGGCCAGCCUACUGCAAAUCCUGAUCUCAUCAAUGAGGCUUUUCCCUUGACCCGACCCAGAUGGGAUUAUAAUACGACAGAAGGUAGGGGACGACUGCUCAUUUAUCGCCAGACUCUAAUGGCAGGUCUCCGGGCAGCAGCUCGCAAGCCCACCAAUUUAGCUAAAGUAUAUUCUGUGCUACAAAGUAAGACAGAAAGCCCUGCUGUUUAUUUAGAAAGACUAAUGGAGGCUUUCAGGCAGUUUACCCCUAUGAACCCAGAAGCACCAGAAAAUCAGGCAGCCGUAGUAAUGUCCUUUGUAAACCAGGCAGCACCAGAUAUUAAAAGGAAACUCCAGAAAUUAGAAAGUUUAGAGGGAAAGCAGAUUCAGGACCUCCUUCAGAUAGCCCAGCGAGUUUAUAAUAAUAGAGAUACUCCAGAAGAAAAGCAAUUUAGGGCAACUAAAGAAAUGACCAAAGUUUUAGUAGCUGCCUUCCCCCAGGCAGGGAACGCCCAAGGUAGGAAGCAAGCCACGCAAGGCUCCAAACAAAGAUUAGAAAAAGAUCAAUGUGCUUAUUGUAAGGAGCGCGGUCACUGGAUUAGAGACUGCCCAAAGAAAAGGAAACCAGCCAACUCAACCUCCAUCCUCGUUACCCAGGACUCUGAUUAGGGAGGACGGGGUUCGGAGCCCCUCCCUGAACCCAGGGUAACUUUGCAAGUGGAGGGGUCCCCAGUUCACUUCCUGGUUGAUACUGGGGCGGAACGCUCAGUCCUAACCAGACGGAUCGGAAAAAUGUCUAAGAAUACAUCUUGGGUGCAUGGAGCCACAGGCAUCAAAAAAUACCCCUGGACAACUCAGAGGACUGUGGACUUAGGAACAGGAAAAGUAUCCCACUCCUUCUUAGUCAUCCCAGAGAGCCCUUGCCCUCUAUUAGGAAGAGACUUGUUAACAAAAAUGGGGGCCCAAAACCACUUUGAGCCGGGGGGCCCCAGGUGACUGAUUCCCAGAACCGACCGAUAUCCAUCCUGACUGUCACCUUAGAAGAUGAAUACAGACUCCAUCAGGAGCAGAAGUCUCCUGAUCAGGGAAUUCACUCUUGGCUCCAGCGUUUCCCUGAAGCAUGGGCAGAAACUGGGGGCUUAGGAUUAGCAAAACAUCGGCCAGCUAUAUUUGUAGAAAUUAAACCAGGAAUAGACCCGGUCCAGGUACGGCAAUAUCCCAUGCCCCUAGAGGCCAAAAAAGGAAUUACACCCCAUAUCCGCCGGCUCUUAGACCAGGGGGUCCUACGGGCUUGCCACUCAUCCUGGAAUACUCCGCUGUUACCUGUCCGUAAACCCAACAGCACGGAUUAAGGCCAGUGCAGGAUCUAAGAGAAGUUAACAGAAGGGUCAUGGAUAUACACCCCACUGUGCCUAAUCCAUACACCCUCCUGAGCGCCUUGCAUCCAGAAAAACAGUGGUACACCGUCCUUGAUUUAAAAGAUGCUUUCUUCAGCCUACCUCUGGCCCCCAAAAGUCAAGAACUCUUUGCAUUUGAAUGGACGGAUCCUGAGAGGGGCAUCAACGGUCAGCUGACAUGGACCAGGCUGCCACAAGGGUUCAAGAACUCGCCAACCCUGUUCGAUGAAGCCCUUCAUGAAGAUCUGGGUGAGUACCGGCGGCAACACCCUGAAAUAACUCUUUUGCAGUAUGUUGAUGAUCUCUUAAUAGCGGCCAGGUCCCCGGAAACUUGUGUUCAAGGGACUGAGGACCUCUUGAAGACUCUGGGGGAGCUAGGCUACCAAGCCUCAGCAACAAAGGCUCAGAUCUGCAAGUCGGAGGUAACCUAUCUGGGGUACCUAUUAAAAGGGGGGCAACGCUGGUUAACCAGAGCCCGGAAAGAGACAGUCCUACGCAUCUCUAGACCCCCAUCGGCACGACAAGUAAGAGAAUUCUUGGGGUCGGCGGGGUUCUGUAGGUUAUGGAUACCCAGGUUUGCAGAGUUAGCCAAGCCCCUAUACCAGGCAACAAAAGAACAGCAGCCCUUCAAUUGGACGGAAGAGGCUGAGCUGGCCUUCCAGCAGAUAAAAACUGCUCUGUUAUCAGCCCCUGCGCUAGGACUCCCUGAUGUUUCCAGGCCCUUCCACCUAUACGUAGAUGAAAGUAAGGGCGUUGCAAAAGCUGUGUUAACUCAGUAUCUAGGCCCCUGGCAGAGACCAGUCGCCUACCUGUCAAAGAAGUUGGAUCCGGUGGCUGCUGGCUGGCCACCCUGUCUCUGGAUAAUCGCGGCAACCACCCUAAUGGUUCAAGACGCUGACAAACUUACCAUGGGGCAAGAGUUGCGCGUUACAACCCCGCAUGCCAUUGAAGGCAUCCUCUGGCAGCCGCCGGACCGAUGGAUAAGUAACGCCCGGCUCACCCACUAUCAAGGACUGCUGUUAAACCCCCUCAGAAUAACUUUUCUGCCCCCAACAUCUUUAAAUCCUGCUUCACUGCUGCCAAAUCCAGACUUGGACACCCCGUUCCAUGAGUGCACUGAGAUACUGGCUCAGGUGCAUGGGGUGCGGGAGGACCUGCAAGAUCGUCCGCUCCCCGACGCAGAACUCAUCUGGUUCACUGAUGGCAGCAGCUUCGUCCACCAAGGCCAGCGGUAUGCAGGAGCGGCUGUAACGUCAGAGACUGAGGUAAUCUGGGCAGAACCCUUGCCUCCAGGGACAUCGGCCCAAAGAGCCGAACUGAUAGCACUCACCCAGGCCCUCACCUUAGGGGCAGAGAAAAAACUAACAGUAUACACGGACAGCUGCUAUGCUUUCGCCACCGCGUACAUACAUGGGGCCGAAAGAGAGAGAGAGGGGACUAUUAACAGCUGAAGGAAAAGAAAUAAAAAACAAACAAGAGAUCCUAGCUCUAUUAACUGCUUUGUGGAAACCAAAGAAAUUGGCUAUCGUACAUUGCCCAGGGCAUCAGAAACCGACCACUCCGAUUGCUCAAGGCAACUUUCUAGCAGACCAAACUGCAAAGAGUGUGGCAAAGGCUCCCAGUCAACUCCUUGCACUCCAGCUUCCUGAUCCGGGUCCCCGGGACCUGCCAUAUCUCCCUGAUUAUUCAGAACAAGAUCUCCAGUGGAUCGACAAACUUCCCCUAAAACAGAUCCAGAAUGGGUGGUGGACUGAUACUAAUGACCAAACCAUCCUGCCAGAAAAAUUAGGACAAGUGUUAGAACACAUCCACCGAACCACCCACCUGGGUGCCCGGCAGAUGAUAAACUUGAUCAGACGCUCCAAGCUCAAGAUUAGACAUAUAGCCGAGACGGCCAGCAGCAUCGUGACCAAUUGCAAAGUCUGCCAGCUGAAUAAUGCCUACCCUCAAUCACAGGCUACACAACAGGAACAAGGCUCAGGGGAACCAGGCCCGGUAUCUACCGGGAAGUAGAUUUUACUGAGAUAAAGCCAGGGAAAUAUGGGUAUGGGUACUUACUUGUUUUUGUAGAUACUUUUUCAGGAUGGACUGAAGCGUUCCCAACCAAGAGAGAAACUGCUCAGGUGGUAACAAAGAAAAUUUUAGAAGAAAUUCUCCCCAGGUAUGGAUUCCCCGUCCAGAUAGGGUCAGAUAAUGGACGGGCUUUCGUUGCCAAGGUAAGUCAGGACUUAGCUUCCAUUCUUAGGGCAGAUUGGAAAUUACAUUGUGCUUACAGGCCCCAAAGCUCAGGACAGGUAGAAAGAAUGAAUCGGACCUUAAAGGAGACCUUAACUAAAUUGACUAUGGAGACUGGCGCUAAUUGGGUAGUCCUUCUCCCCUACGCUCUGUUCCGGGCCCGUAACACCCCUUACAGACUAGGCCUUACCCCUUAUGAAAUCAUGUAUGGCAGACCUCCACCCCUGGUUCCCAGCCUGAAAGGUGAUCUGCUCAAAUCUGAAAUAGAAAAUGUCUCUGAACUCUUAUUCUCCCUACAAGCUUUACAGAAAAUUCAUCAGGAAAUCUGGCCCAAGCUGAAGGAACUAUAUGAGACCGGCCCCCCUCUGACACCCCAUCCAUACCAGCCAGGAGACUGGGUCCUGGUUAAGCGACACAGACAAGAGACCUUAGAACCCAGGUGGAAAGGACCACUCCAGGUACUCCUAACUACACCCACCACCCUAAAAGUGGAAGGCAUCGCGUCGUGGAUCCACCACACCCACGUCAAACCAGUGGACCCGACCUCAGAUCUUCUCGGACCGAUCACGGCAGCGACGGAGGCACCGACCACGUGGACUGUGGACAAAGCUAAGAAUAAUCCCCUAAAACUAACCCUGCGCCACAACCCCUGUAACCGUGUUUAGUUUACCUGCAUUUUUAUGCUUUGUACAUCUAACCUUACUCUGGGAGACUCCAUCAGGAAGAAUCUUGUGGGGAAAAGAAAGAGAUCAGCUUGUUACCGUGUUUAUAUAGAAGGAAGUAGACAUAAGAGACUCCAUUUAGUUCUGUAUUUGAGAUACUGUUAAUCUGUGACCCUACCC
Molecule: messenger RNA, 6526 nt
Organism: Piliocolobus tephrosceles (Ugandan red Colobus)
Lineage: Eukaryota; Metazoa; Chordata; Mammalia; Primates; Cercopithecidae
Gene: TMEM225B
Product: transmembrane protein 225B
Exons: 2
Coding region: 3443-4900 (485 amino acids)
Biological process (GO): negative regulation of phosphatase activity
Molecular function (GO): nucleic acid binding; RNA-DNA hybrid ribonuclease activity
Source: RefSeq, a predicted model, not a curated record